AUGUCCCAGUCGCGUGAAGACUCCGUUUACCUCGCCAAGCUCGCUGAGCAGGCUGAGAGGUAUGAGGAGAUGGUUGAGAACAUGAAGCGCGUCGCUUCGUCAGACCAGGAGCUCACUGUUGAGGAGCGCAACCUCCUAUCGGUGGCAUACAAGAACGUCAUCGGUGCCCGCCGUGCUUCGUGGAGAAUUGUCUCCUCAAUCGAGCAGAAGGAGGAGUCGAAGGGCAACGAAGCCCAGGUCCAGAUGAUUAAGGGUUACAGGGAGAAGAUUGAGUCCGAGCUGGCCAAGAUUUGCGAGGACAUCUUGGACGUCCUCGACAAGCACCUGAUCCCUUCUGCUGCCUCUGGCGAGUCGAAGGUCUUCUACCACAAGAUGAAGGGUGACUACCACCGCUACCUCGCGGAGUUCGCCACUGGCGACCGCCGGAAGGAGAGCGCCGACAAGUCGCUCGAGGCCUACAAGGCUGCUUCUGACGUGGCCGUCACAGAGCUUCCCCCCACACAUCCCAUCCGUCUUGGUCUUGCCCUCAACUUCUCGGUAUUCUACUACGAGAUCCUGAACAGCCCCGACCGUGCCUGCCAUCUCGCGAAGCAGGCAUUUGACGAUGCCAUUGCUGAGCUCGACACGCUCUCAGAAGAGAGCUACAAGGACUCCACCCUUAUCAUGCAAUUGCUCCGUGACAACUUGACCCUCUGGACUUCAGAUAUGCAGGACAGCGACAAGCCCGCUGACAAGGAGGAGGCUGCUGAGGCCCCCGCUGAGGAGGCCGCCUAAACGCUUCCCCCUUUGGUUUUCUGUUUGUCGGAGGCGCUCGUGUUAGAGCGUUGUUGGGCUUCAUGUGGCUUAUUAUUGCUCUCGCAUUCCCUUCCUCCCCCCGCAUCGCAUUGUCCAUACCGUAUCAUCAUGACCCCUCAUCGUCGGCAGUUUAUUUCUCUUAUUGAAUCCUCAUCUCAUUAUUACGCUUUCCUUCUUGUCCCUUAAUGACCAAGAAUCUGCAUCAUACGCUCUGGUUGUUAAAACAUUUUGGAACGGUGUGAUUGUCUUGAGAUAUAGAUGCGCGAUGACGAGAAACUUGGAUAUCACCGGCGAGAAUAUUUAGGGGCUACCAUGCGUG
Molecule: messenger RNA, 1114 nt
Organism: Gloeophyllum trabeum ATCC 11539
Lineage: Eukaryota; Fungi; Basidiomycota; Agaricomycetes; Gloeophyllales; Gloeophyllaceae
Product: DNA damage checkpoint protein rad24
Exons: 4
Coding region: 1-774 (257 amino acids)
Biological process (GO): signal transduction
Cellular component (GO): cytoplasm
Source: RefSeq, a predicted model, not a curated record